AAUGGGAAUAUCUUAAAGGUGAAGCAGCUGAUCAAUAGUGGUAUCAACAAGAACACGGUGUUACACAGUCCUAUACGAUGGGAGGGGGCUACUGUGCUUGGUACUGCUGCAUACUCGGGGAAUCUAGAGAUCGUGAAAUUUUUACUAGAUGCUGGAGCUUCUAUCAACUUUCAGGAUCCAUGUUUGGCACGAAAUGCCUUACACUGGGCUAGUAUGGGAAGGGGGACUGAUGUGGUGAAAUAUUUAUCGGAAUCAGGAGCUAAUAUCAACUGUUUGGAUCGUGAUAAUAUGACUCCACUGUUACAAGCUGCUAUGAAUAAACAUAGUGAUUCUGUGUGUAUAUUAGUCCAACAAGGUGCUGAUGUAGAU
Molecule: messenger RNA, 369 nt
Organism: Lottia gigantea (owl limpet)
Lineage: Eukaryota; Metazoa; Mollusca; Gastropoda; Lottiidae
Exons: 1
Cellular component (GO): cytoplasm; nucleus
Molecular function (GO): protein binding
Source: RefSeq, a predicted model, not a curated record